GGCAGAUUGUCCCGGGGAGGUGUACAUCGCGUCAGCUUGCGAAGAAGGACUCCACAUGAUAACCCUGCCUCCUGCUAUGCGUCUCUAGCCCAAUUAAUUAAAUCAGUUCAUCCUCACGAUGCGACGCAAAGACUUAGCAAUGGAUAUCAGAAGCAUCUCUCCUAGUCAAGAGCAAAACGGGCAUCAAGUGACGGACAACCUUGACCUCGCCGUAUUGGGCGUGUGCACUGGCACGGGGCUGGGGCACGUUGAUUGCGCGUCAGUGUUUGGUCACAGCCCUGCUUCCUUACCAGCUUGUUCAUCAAACACGCAGUUUGACCGAAUCCCCGUUCCCGCGUCUGUCAGAGAUCCCAUCGUUAGCUAUCUUCGCGGCGGCCGGCACGGAUCUGAGCCAGCGCCAACACUCGAUGAUCUACUAAGCCGAUUGUUCUCCAACGGCAUCAAGACUUUCUGCCGCAAGAAUGCCAUCGACCCUGACUCCAUCGAUCUCGUGGGCACUCACAGCGACGCCCUCAACAAUCUGACAGCACUGACGGAUCGAGAAGCCGCGAGGGAGCAACCCCUCCGUUGGAACUCCUUGAUCGCUGCAGAGACUGGAAUCAGUUCUGUUUCUGACUUUACGAUAACCGAGCAUGCAGUCACUCAUUCCCAGAUUCACCCGACCGCCUACGUCAACCGAGCUCUCUUACGGCACACGACCAGAUUCCGUGUCUGCCUCAAUAUCGACGAGAUUGCAAACUUGACUUUCAUACCCCCUCACGCCGACGAUGGAGCGCACGCUACGUUAUCUCGCGACUGCGGGCCUGGCAGUCUCCUGAUCGACUACGCCAUGCGCUACUGCACCUCGAACGCGCAGUCAUCGGACCACGACGGGAGGCUGGGCGCGCAAGGCACUGUCAACCAAAACAUCAUAGACCAGUUCCUCAACACGCGCGACUACCUUCGCCAAACACCAGCCAUGAGCAUGGCGACGGAGAUGUUCGGCGACCACGAGGCUCAGCAGCUCAUAGACGAGUGUCUGUACAACAGCAUGUCCGAAGCCGACACCAUCGCCACCGUCACUCGAGCGACCGCCCAGAACAUUCUCAAGCAGUACAACCGGCUACUCCAGCUCUUCUUCCCUCCGGGCCAGCAUGUCGACGAACUCUUUCUCUGCGGCCCCAGCGCGCGGAACACCAAUAUCGUCGACUAUCUCGAGUCUGAGCUUGCCGAGAGCGUCGUGGUUAAGCCACUGCACGCAAUCGGCAUACCGGGCGACGCGCAUGAAGCCGUCUGCUAUGCGCACCUCACGCUCGAAGCAGUGCUCGGCCAAGCAACACAGUCAGCCGACCAGCCUCCAGUGCCGAGUUCUGCGGAUGCUGUCAGAGCGAAGGUCGUGCCAGGCAGGAGGUGGAUUGAGCUGAUGAGCCACGUGCUGAACUUCAGUGGCGGGCAAAGGAUACAGAUGGCGACAAAUGUGCGGAUUAUGAAUAACCUCGUGAGUGGAGUUCAGGGAAUAGUUAUUGCGUAG
Molecule: messenger RNA, 1510 nt
Organism: Boeremia exigua
Lineage: Eukaryota; Fungi; Ascomycota; Dothideomycetes; Pleosporales; Didymellaceae
Exons: 2
Coding region: 119-1510 (463 amino acids)
Biological process (GO): peptidoglycan turnover; amino sugar metabolic process
Molecular function (GO): phosphotransferase activity, alcohol group as acceptor; ATP binding
Source: RefSeq, a predicted model, not a curated record